UAGUUUCCGUAUAAAGUUUAGCUUUUUGAGCCUCGAAGAAAAAGGAAUGGUGUGUGGUGCUGUAAUCUAUGAUAUGCUAUGGGAAUAGUGAAGAAAGAAUGAUUGAGACAUCAUGAGAAAGAUGACACAAACCCAAAGGAAGUUCUCUUACCCAUGACAUGUCUCUUUUUACCUUCUUCUUCUGUGUAAUUUAGAAUUGUCCCCACAAAGUCUGUCUUCACUUCAAGACAAAACUGCCUCCACCAAUAAUCUCUUCUUUGCUCUGCUCAGCCUCACCAACUCUUACAGUACCCCAAAUACAUCUAUUUUCUUACCUCUCUGUUUUUUUUACAGCUCCUCUGUUUCCACUCUAUUCAAUAGCUUACUAAAGGACUCACUGUUCUAUAUAAAGCUAACAGUUACAAUUCCAGAAAAGCUCAAAAUCAGAAGAUAGUACCUGAGUUUCCUCUUCUGCCUCUUUGGUGAUUCUCAGCAUUUAUUAUCACUCACUCGUCCUGCGUUCAUUACAUUACAUAACAAACAAGCGCUCUCAAAAUGGAGAGGUUUCAAGGACACAUCAACCCCUGUUUUUCGAAUCGGAAAGCGGAUGUGAAAAGCCUAGAAGUUCAAGGAUUUGCCGAGGUUCAAAGCUUUGCCAUUAAAGAAGAGGAAGAAAGCUUACAAGAUACAGUUCCAUUCCUACAGAUGCUGCAAAGUGAAGACCCCUCAUCGUUUUUUACAAUCAAAGAGCCAAACUUUCUAACGCUAUUGUCGUCUCUUCAAACCGUCAAAGAGCCUUGGGAACUCGAACACUAUCCGGAGUUUCAUUCACCCGUUCGCUUCCCGAUUUCAGCAUCAUCCAUGGAAGGAACAAAUCAAGCUUUGUCAAGCCAAGAAAUUUUCUUAAGCCAAGCAAACAUGACACUCCCUUCUUCUACAUCAUCCCCACCACUCACUGCAAAUUCAAGACGAAAGCGCAAAACCAACAACUUGCUCCCACAAGAAAUGGCUCGAGAAAAGAGAAGGAGGAGGAAGACCAAACCAAGUAAAAACAUUGAAGAGAUUGAGCAUCAAAGAGUAAACCACAUUGCUGUUGAACGAAACCGACGGCGUCAAAUGAACGAACAUAUCAGCUCCCUCCGUGCCCUUCUCCCACCUUCCUACAUCCAACGAGGAGACCAAGCGUCUAUAGUAGGAGGAGCUAUAAACUACGUGAAGGUCCUCGAGCAAAUCAUACAAUCUCUUGAAACGCAAAAGAGAAGGCAACAAAGCAGUGAGGGAAACGCGAGUAAUCAUCUCUCAGGCAUUUCGUCGAACGAGUUGUGGACGACUCGGGAAGAUCAAAGUUGCAUCCCCAAAAUCGAAGCUACAGUGAUACAAAACCACGUCAGCCUAAAAGUUGAAUGUCUGAAGAAACAAGGACAACUUCUCGAAGGAAUCGUUUCACUAGAAAAGCUUAGACUCACUGUUCUUCAUCUCAAUAUCACAUCUUCAUCUCACUCCUCUGUUUCUUAUUCCUUCCAACUCAAGAUGGAGGAUGACUGCGAGUUAGAAUCGGCCGAUAAGAUUACGGCGGCGGUGCAUCAGAUAUUCGAUAUUCCGACGAUUUGAUUAAACACAUAAAAAUCCAAAAAAAUAAAAUAAAACAGCUAACAAAAUUGUAGUAUCUUUUUUUUUAUCAUUUAAAAAAGAAUAAAAAGUUAGGGUUUUUUUUUCGUUCUUUCGUUUU
Camelina sativa (false flax) is the source of this 1708-nucleotide messenger RNA. Its product is annotated as transcription factor bHLH67-like. Gene Ontology annotation, cellular component: nucleus. Lineage: Eukaryota; Viridiplantae; Streptophyta; Magnoliopsida; Brassicales; Brassicaceae. Gene Ontology annotation, molecular function: DNA-binding transcription factor activity; protein dimerization activity. The record is from RefSeq and is a predicted model, not a curated record. Gene Ontology annotation, biological process: stomatal complex development; guard cell differentiation; positive regulation of DNA-templated transcription.